AUGCCGCCUGAGGGCCAAGACCGACACCAACACCGUUAUCACCACUCUCUAUCACCAAUCAAAAAGGUCAAGGCCGCCCUCGUCAAGUCCCCGAAAUCGCCCCCGUCCCCAUUAUCCGGUGACCUCCGAGUCCCAAACGACCAAAGAAUCACCGACUUCGACACCCGCAUCGAGGAGAUCUACUUCGACGAUCCCAAAUCCCGAGAAUGUCUCAGCGUCAACCCCGGCGACCACCCCCAGCAUGAGGAGGAGCGCAAGCGCUGCACAACGGAGAACUGGCAAGCCGAGAUUGAGAGACGAAUCGUGGCCCACUCGAAGAUGGUCGACCAUGCCUAUGGCGAUGCACAUCCCUUCCGGGGUCAAGCUUACGGGCACGGCGAUGGACAAAAGUGA
Molecule: messenger RNA, 393 nt
Organism: Cladophialophora carrionii CBS 160.54
Lineage: Eukaryota; Fungi; Ascomycota; Eurotiomycetes; Chaetothyriales; Herpotrichiellaceae
Exons: 1
Coding region: 1-393 (130 amino acids)
Source: RefSeq, a predicted model, not a curated record